AUGGCACCCCCACGGGAGAAGGUGAAGAAGAAGCCCCCUAAAGACAGCCUGACACUGCUGCCCUGCUUCUACUUCGUGGAGCUGCCCAUCGUGGCCUCCUCCAUGGUGUCUCUUUACUUCCUGGAGUUGACGGACGUGCUCCAGCCGGCUCAGGUGGGGUUCCGUUGCCACGACCGCUCCCUCAGUAUGCCCUACGUGGACACAGGAGACGAGCUCAUCCCGCUACUGAUGCUGCUCAGCCUGGCCUUCGCAGGGCCCGCAGCCUCGAUAAUGAUGGGGGAGGGCCUAAUCUACUGCAUGCAGUCGCGCCUGAAGAUCCGUCCGGGUAACGAGGGGAGCAUCAACGCCGGAGGAUGCAACUUCAACUCCUUCCUCAGACGCACCGUGCGCUUCGUCGGAGUGCAUGUGUUUGGGCUGUGUGCCACCGCCCUGGUGACCGACGUGAUCCAGUUAGCGACGGGCUACCACACGCCGUUCUUCCUGACCGUGUGCAAGCCCAACUACACGCAGCCGGGCAUCGCCUGCGACCGCAACCCCUACAUCACCAGGGACAUAUGCUCCGGCAUCGACCAGCACGCCAUACUGUCUGCAAGGAAGACUUUCCCUUCCCAGCAUGCAACGCUGUCUGCCUUCGCCGCUGUGUACAUAUCGAUGUACUUCAACUCCACUAUCUCGGACAGCACCAAGCUGCUGAAGCCGGUUCUGGUGUUUGCGUUCACCAUCGCGGCAGCGCUGACCGGUCUGACCCAGAUCACCCAGUACCGCAGCCACCCCAUAGACGUGUACGCCGGCUUCUGCAUCGGAGCGGGCAUCGCCAUGUACCUGGCGUUCCAUGCGGUGGCCAACUUCAAGCCUGCGGAGGACGCAGUGCCCCCACCGGCCCCCCCUCCCCCUCAGAAGGAUGCGCUGCGGGAGCUGGCCCAGCGCGGGCACGACUCCGUCUACCAGAAGAGCCACGCCGCCUCCGAGAGCAACGAGGAAAUCACCGCCCCCCCAGGCAUCGGUGGUGUUAACUUGGACGGCCUGAACCGGCCGCUGCAGCGUGAGAAGGCGUCUCUGAGUAGCCUGAAGAGGGCCAGCGUCAACGUGGAGCUCCUGGCACCCCGCAGCCCCAUGGGAAAGGAAACCAUGGUGACCUUCAGCAACACGCUACCACGGCAACCAGCUCCACAGGUGUCUGUGCCGGUGCAGCGGCGGCUGGUGACGGUACCCGUGCCCGUCCCCCUGCCCAUGGAGGCGCUCCACUCCCAGCAGCUGGUGUCCGAGUGGAAGCAGAAGAGCAUGGAGAUGAGGGGCAUGAGCAUCAGAGACGAGCUGCAGCAACAGCAACAACAGCAGCAACGGGAGCAGGAGCAGGAGGAAGAAGAGGAGGAUGAGGAAGAGGAGGAGGAGGAGGAGGAGGAGGAGGAGGAGGAGGAGAACACGGCCACCUCCUCCCUCUACCCGUCGCUGCAGCAGGCCGUGGUCCGAUCCCCCAACAACCCCCCCGCCGGGGCCCGUGUGGUCCUACCCCCCCGGCCACCUGUGGUGCCCCAGCCCCCUCAGAUCCCGCACCCCCACAUGCCCGGAGCGGAGAUGGGCGUGCGGCCCCCACCCCCGCCGGUGUCCCCCAAGAGCGCCAGCACGCGCGCCAAGUGGCUAUCCCUGACGGAGAAGAGCGGCGCAGCGGUCAGGGCUCCGGGACAACCGAGGCUUAUGCAGGUGAUCGCCAUGUCCAAGCAGCAGGGCCUGCUGUCCGGCUCCGCCUCCCCUCGCUCCUCCGACACCGGCUCGGCCGCCUCCUCCUCCUCCGUCACCUCCUCCUCCACCGCGGGCACCGACUCCCCCCCUUACCGCCCCCCCUCCACCUCCGACCGAGACGGCGCUCCGCCAUCCUCCGGCGCCAGCGGCGGUGGGGGGAUCGUCACCGUGGACGCGCACGCCCCCCACCACCCCGUCGUCCAGGCUAACCCCCCGCCGCCUAGCAACACCAACCCCUGGGAGUGGCGAGGGAAUCCUGCAGCCGCCCCCGGCCCCCCCGGCAUGGGUGGGGGCGGUGGCGUCGACUCCAGUGAAGCGUACGAGCUGAACGACCUCAACCGCGGAGAAAGUUACCGGGACCGCGGAUCAUCCAAGCGUCCCGGUUCCAGCUCCGGGGGCUCGCCGGAGAUGCCCUUCGACGGACGCAGCCGUGAGAGCCUGAGGAGGAAGACGCCGCUGGUCAUGCUGGAUCACCAGGGGUCGGUGCACCACCAAUCCCACCACCAGGGGGGGCACCACCACCACCAACAACAUCACCUGCACUCGGAGUUACAGCAACAGCAGCAGCAACAGCAGCUGCAGCAUCAGGACCCCUACUAUAGGAAGUUGCCACCGCAGCACAGGUUUAAAGAGUGA
Molecule: messenger RNA, 2376 nt
Organism: Engraulis encrasicolus (European anchovy)
Lineage: Eukaryota; Metazoa; Chordata; Actinopteri; Clupeiformes; Engraulidae
Gene: plppr3b
Product: phospholipid phosphatase related 3b
Exons: 13
Coding region: 1-2376 (791 amino acids)
Biological process (GO): phospholipid dephosphorylation; phospholipid metabolic process; signal transduction
Cellular component (GO): plasma membrane
Molecular function (GO): phosphatidate phosphatase activity
Source: RefSeq, a predicted model, not a curated record